Molecule: messenger RNA, 1806 nt
Organism: Oryza brachyantha (malo sina)
Lineage: Eukaryota; Viridiplantae; Streptophyta; Magnoliopsida; Poales; Poaceae
Product: RNA-binding protein P-like
Exons: 2
Coding region: 88-1509 (473 amino acids)
Molecular function (GO): RNA binding
Source: RefSeq, a predicted model, not a curated record
ACUCCUCCGUAGACUCCAGAGCCUUUCCCCUCCUCCGAACAGCCGUCGAAACCCUAGCCCCUCCUCCUCCCCCGCCCCGCCGUCGCCAUGGGGAAGAAGCGGAAGCUCGAUUCCAAAUCCCCCGCCGCCGCUAGGUCCGCCGCCGCCAGGGCCGCAGCAGCCGCGGCCGCGGCGGCCGCCGCCGCGGUCGCCGAGAUUGAGGAGCCGUCCUCCCAGCCCGAAGCCCUAGGCGAGGACCCGGCCCUCUCGUCGCAGCCGCUCGGCCAAGCCGGCGAGGGGAUGAUGCCCUCCCAGGAGGCUGGCGGCGAGGAGGGGGAGGAGGAGGUGGAAGAGGUGGAGGUGGAAGAGGAGGUGGAGGUGGACGAGGAGGAGGAGCUGGAGAGCGACGCCGCCUCGAUCCACGGGCUGCUGGACUCGUUCCCCAAGGACCAGCUCGUCGAGCUGCUCCGCGACGCCGCCGUGGCCCACGAGGACGUGCUCACGGCCAUCCGCCGCGCCGCCGACGCCGACCCGGCGCAGCGGAAGAUCUUCGUCCACGGCCUCGGCUGGGACGCCACCUCGGAGACCCUCACCGAGGCGUUCAGCCCCUACGGCGAGAUUGAGGACCUCAGGGUCGUCACGGACCGUGCCACGGGCAAGUGCAAGGGCUACGGUUUCAUCCUCUUCAGCCGCCGGUCCGGCGCCCGUGCUGCCCUCCGUGAGCCCCAGAAGAAGAUCGGCAACCGCACCACGGCCUGCCAGCUUGCCUCUGUUGGUCCUGUCCCACCUGGUGGCAUGCCCAAUAUCCCUGCACCAACCGCAGCUCCAGCACAAUUGGUACUGCCGCCAGUGUCUGAGUACACGCAGCGGAAGAUUUUUGUCAGCAAUGUGGGUGCAGAUAUAGACCCGCAGAAACUGCUGCUGUUCUUUUCAAAGUAUGGUGAGAUUGAGGAGGGCCCUCUUGGACUCGAUAAGGCCACCGGGAAGCCGAAGGGCUUUGCUCUAUUUGUGUACAAGACCCUUGAGGGUGCCAAGAAAGCGCUUCAGGAGCCACACAAGCAAUUUGAGGGGGUUGUGCUGCACUGCCAGAAGGCGAUUGAUGGACCGAAGCCCAACAAAGGUGGAGGACUUGGAGGCUUGUAUGGUGCUGGCACUUCAGGUGGGAGGAAAGGAGCUGCUGGUUAUGGAGCUCAUAGUCAUUCUUUGCCUGGUGCUGCUGUUGGUGGCCAUGUGAUGACUCCUCCAGUGUCCAGUUUGGCUUCAUUGCCAGGAGGUGUAGCUGGUGGCCCAGGGGUGAAUCCUGCUCUGGGGCAGGCUUUGACCGCUCUACUUGCCUCCCAGGGUGGAGGGUUGGGUCUGAACAACAUUCUGGGAGUUGGCGCAAAUGGUUCAGGGUUGACUAACCCAGGGGCUUCUGCAGCACUUGGUGGUAGUGGUCUGCCUGGAGGUUAUUUGGGCGGCUAUGGGGGUGGUGGUGGGUAUGGCGGUACUCCACCAGGAGGCCCAGGAAGAAAUUACAUGGGUCAUUAGGAUGCUUAUAGCUAUUUUACUGUGGCCAGAUGAUUCUACGUGUUCCUGCUUCGCACUUAUAAACUUGCUGUUUUAAGCUGUUUCUGGCAAAUCAAUUACUCUAGUGGUCAAAGUUUUCAUAAGAACUUUGUUUGCUCAAUCCUAUCUUUUAAAAGUAAGCAGUAUGUACGACUAUUUAGAUUUUCGAAUGGCCAUCAGGUGGCUUGUGACUUUAUUGUAAAAGACCUUGUGUGGAUUUAAAGAACCAUGGACCUUUUCUACAUCAUUUUAGCUAAUGAGUGCAGUUUUUCAGCAUAA